Molecule: messenger RNA, 630 nt
Organism: Aspergillus campestris IBT 28561
Lineage: Eukaryota; Fungi; Ascomycota; Eurotiomycetes; Eurotiales; Aspergillaceae
Product: LamB/YcsF
Exons: 2
Coding region: 43-519 (158 amino acids)
Biological process (GO): carbohydrate metabolic process
Source: RefSeq, a predicted model, not a curated record
UACGGCAACUGGGCCUGCGGACCCGACCUCGAACUCCUCCCCAUGGUCGAUAUUGCCAACAUUGCCUGCGGUUUCCACGGCGGUGAUCCCCUUAUCAUGAUGGAAACCGUCCGAAACUGCAAGGCCCAUAACGUUCUUAUCGGGGCGCAUCCUGGACUGCCGGAUCUCCAAGGGUUCGGAAGACGGGAGAUGAAGCUUUCCCCUGAAGAGCUCACGGCCAUCACCAUCUACCAGGUGGGCGCAUUGCAAGGGUUCUUGGACCGGGAGGGAGUCCGGUUGAACCACGUGAAACCGCAUGGGGUGCUUUAUGGAAUGAUGUGCCGCGACUAUGAGGUGGCCAAAGCGGUGAUGCAGGGAAUCCCCAAAGGGGUGCCGGUUUUCGGGCUUGCGGGCACCCAGAUGGAGAAAGCGGCCAACGAUCUGGGAAUCGAGUUUUGGGCGGAGCUUUAUGGGGAUGUCAAAUACGAUGCUAAAGGCAUGCUCGUGAUCGACCGGAAGAAGAAGCCGUGGGAUCUUUGAAAGACUACCCGUUGUCAAUUUGUUGCCAUUCUGACUCCCCUGGCUGUGUGGACAUCAUCAAGACGACCCGAAAGGUGGUGGAUGCCUUUAACCAAAAGUAUGGGAAAUGAC